Messenger RNA from Ambispora gerdemannii, 489 nucleotides. The record is from the annotation of a GenBank genome assembly. Lineage: Eukaryota; Fungi; Glomeromycota; Glomeromycetes; Archaeosporales; Ambisporaceae.
AUGAACUACAACAACAGCGACAUCGUUUAUUUUUCUGUUGGUAUUCCUGUUAUCAAUGAUACUUAUCGGUGUAUGAUCAAAAAAGCAGUAGAAUGUAAUAGUGGUGGAUGGAAAGAACUCUUUGGCUUCUAUGCUUACGACAAACCUGAUCCUAAUACAGUGGCAUUUUACGUAGAACAAGCCUUUAAUCCGCAUCGAAUUGUCAUUAACAGACAAGCACAAAACUUGGACGGGUUUUCUAAACUCUUAGUCUUUUGGGCUUAUGAAAAUGAAGCAAGUAUUUUCUCUAUAAAUAACUAUAAAUCUAUAAAUAACUAUAAAUCAUUCAUUCUCUUGACUCGUUUCUCUAAACCAAUAACUAUUGAACGUAUCAGAAAUCCAGAGCGACAUGUACUUCGCAUACAGGCUCUAAACAAUAGACCUGAGAAAAGUGGGCAAUUGGUCAAUACUUUUCAUGUUGUCGAUACUGUUUACUGGGGUACUUUGUAA